Messenger RNA from Mollisia scopiformis, 846 nucleotides. RefSeq lists its product as uncharacterized. Gene Ontology annotation, biological process: tRNA splicing, via endonucleolytic cleavage and ligation. Lineage: Eukaryota; Fungi; Ascomycota; Leotiomycetes; Helotiales; Mollisiaceae. The transcript has 2 exons. Bases 1 to 846 code for a protein of 281 amino acids. The record is from RefSeq and is a predicted model, not a curated record. Gene Ontology annotation, molecular function: tRNA 2'-phosphotransferase activity.
AUGAACAGGGAAGUUGCUAUAUCAAAAGCAUUGUCGAAAUUGUUAAGACACGCUGCUGAGGAAGCUGGACUAAAGCUUGACGCAGAAGGAUAUACACCUCUAGAUCAAGUGCUCAAAUGGCAACGUCUACAGUCUCUUCAGCCAACAUUCGAAGACAUCCGCACUGCAGUAACGGAUAACGCCAAGCAACGCUUCUCAAUGAAACUAAACCCAUCCCUCAAUACACCACCCGAUCCAGCUUCUGAAAAUCCCUCUGACUGGGUAAUCCGCGCCAAUCAAGGUCACAGCAUAGCCAUUGACUCUGCAGCUCUUCUCAUACCCAUCACUAUAGAAGCUGGAAAUGUCCCAGAUAUAGUUGUUCAUGGUACUUACUACGCAUUCUACCAACCAAUCCUUGCAUCCGGAGGCUUGAAAAAGAUGAGCAGAAAUCACAUACAUUUCAGUACCGGGCUACCAGAGGAUAAAGGAGGAGUUAUAAGCGGAAUGAGGAAAGAUGCCGAGCUCUUGAUCUAUAUCGAUAUUCAAAAAAGCUUACAAGAUAAAACAUUAUGGUGGAUUAGUGACAAUGGUGUUAUCCUGACAGAAGGCGACGAGAACGGGCUUGUCCUGACAAAGUAUUGGAAGAAGGCUGAGGGUAGGAGACAAGAUGUUGGAGUCCUCUGGGAAGAUGGAGAGCAAGUUGCAGAGUUGCCGCAAAGUGUGAGGAAUCGAAAAGCACCCAACGGCAAGGGACCAAGGGGCAGGAGGGAGAAUGAGAAACCUAAAGGAAACGGCGGCAAGGGAAGAGGCAAGCCCAUGAAGGAGUUAGAUGUUCUUGGCGGAGGGGAUGGUUUAGGUACCGAAUAA